CUUUAGGAACAUACGCAACUUAUCGGCCCCCUAAUUACGCGCGUAUAAUACUCGCUGCGUGGUGGUUGGCGCUGAAACUCUAAUUGGUGAUCUUGAAUCCGGCCUGAGAUGUCUGGAUUCGCCGAUUUCGACGCCGGUCAUCGUGACUUGAUAACUGUCACUAAAUUCAAUUUCUAUGGUAAUCGCAUUGUUACGGCCUCUUCUGAUCACCGUAUGAAGGUAUGGGAUCAGAAAGACGGUGAAUGGCAAUUAACUGACACUUGGCGUGCACAUGAUGCUGAGAUCCGCGAUGCAAGCUGGAAUGGUCCAUUUACGGGCCAACAUAUAGGUAGUGUUGGUGAAGACAUGAAAUGCAAGAUAUGGCAAGAAGAUGUUACCCAACCUCCUAACUCUGGCCGACGCUUCCGGUCUAUCUUUCGCAUGACGGCACCGCACCGGCAUCCGUUCGUCUCAAUUGACUUCCGCAAUAUUGACCUCGAGUCAUGGCUUGCUGUCAUUACACGAGAUGGGUUCCUGAUGGUCAUGGAACCCGUAAGUCCAGAUACACUCGCGGACUGGCAGCCUCUUGAUCAGUUUCGUGUUUGCACUGCACCCCAAAGGGGAGAGGAAACAAGUUUCAAGGUGCAAUUUCACCACGACCCCACAGAUAUCACCCACUCAGUUUUGCCAUCUUCGGAUCGUAAAAGCCUCUCACUAGUAGUGGCAGCUAUGGACAGUGUGAAAGUAUAUCGCACCGAUGCCAGUCGACGUUUCUAUCACGCAAUUGAGCUGUCGAGCCAUGGAGGCCUUGUGAGAGAUAUCUCUUGGGCCAAUGGCUCCGUUCGCGGCUAUGAUCUUAUUGCUAGUGGUUGCAAGGACGGCUUCAUCCGAAUUUUCGAGAUUUACACAUCCGCCGUGGACAACGAGCCUCACGGUUCAAACGGCGAGCAAUCCCGGCCAUCCACACAAUCAUCUUCGAUCCGUGCAACAGCGCAAUCGGGCAUAGGUUCCGCCCUUGCGAGUCGCGCUCCGAUGUCUAUGGCCAGCCGGUUGGCAACAGGGGAUGCUCAAUUUAAGCAUACUUAUAAGGAAGUAGCGUGUAUCGACAGUAAACAUCUAGACGUGUGGCAGGUGGGCUUUUCGUACGCUGGUGAUUGCCUCAUUUCCUCUGGUGACGAUGGGACUGUACGAUUCUGGAAGAAAUCCCUAUCAGACGAAUGGCUGGAAUAUGCCGAAGCUGAUAUGACUUACUGAUGGACAUGCUUUCGUCACGACAAUGCUUUUCCGUCUCCACAUGAUGCAAUAUCUUGUUAUAUUCCUUGUCGCAAUAUCCGUAAGGAUAUUUUGCUUCAUGAGGGACAUGGUUCUCCUUGCAUUUAUACGAUCUAGCAUCCUAUCGUUGUGUUUACUAGACAGUGAUACCCAUACAGCCCUGGCUUAUAUUAUUGGGUAGACAGGCAAUUUUUUGCUUGUCUCGCACGAUUAAUUAUAAGUAGAAUCGAGCUUUCCUUUCUUUACUUGUCCUUUCCAAUGUGGAGUUUCCCCCUGAGUGCCAACAACGCUGGCCACUGUUCCUUCCUUGGGCGAAACGACAUGCGGGCCC
Molecule: messenger RNA, 1582 nt
Organism: Aspergillus pseudonomiae
Lineage: Eukaryota; Fungi; Ascomycota; Eurotiomycetes; Eurotiales; Aspergillaceae
Product: putative nuclear pore protein (SEH1)
Exons: 3
Coding region: 109-1233 (374 amino acids)
Biological process (GO): cellular response to amino acid starvation; positive regulation of TORC1 signaling
Cellular component (GO): nuclear pore outer ring; Seh1-associated complex
Molecular function (GO): structural molecule activity; protein binding
Source: RefSeq, a predicted model, not a curated record